Messenger RNA from Armigeres subalbatus, 1757 nucleotides. RefSeq lists its product as uncharacterized. NCBI's taxonomy places the organism in Eukaryota, Metazoa, Arthropoda, Insecta, Diptera, Culicidae. The record is from RefSeq and is a predicted model, not a curated record. Bases 121 to 831 code for a protein of 236 amino acids. Gene Ontology annotation, molecular function: N-acetyltransferase activity. The transcript is spliced from 5 exons.
GCCACUGUGAAGAUAUCUUAGAGCUGCCGACAUUGAUAACAUUUCGUUUGAAGACAACUUUGGAUUUCCAGUCCAAGCAUUCAAUGCACUUUCAUCCAGUGGGCACAACACAUUAAAACAAUGUUCAUAAAGAGCGUUGCCGUACUUUUCCGCAGAACUAUCAUGUUGGACAGCAAACUCAACAACAUCCGUUUCGAGACAAUAUCUAGCAAAUACUAUGACGACGUGAUCGAACAUCUGCGGCAGACAUUCUUUGCCGAUGAACCGCUGAACAAAGCGGUACACCUUACCCGUCCGGGACAGGGCCAUCCGCUCCUAGAACAGCAUAGCCUGUCCACCCUCAAGGACAACGUUAGCAUUAUGGCCAUUUCAAACGAUGGAGACAUCGCCGGUGUAGCAUUGAAUGGUAUACUCUACGGUAACAGCGAUAUCGAGCAUUCCAGGGACAAAUUGAACGAUAUUCAGGAUGAGAGUUUCAAGAAAAUAUUCAAACUGCUGUAUGAGCAAAAUUUGAAGAUCAACCUGUUUAAGCAAUUUGAUGUGGAAAAGAUCUUCGAGAUACGAAUACUCUCUGUUGAUUCCAAAUUCCGUGGUAAAGGAUUAGCUAAGAAACUCCUAGAAAAAAGUGAAGAACUGGCACUGGAUCGUGGAUUUCAGGUUUUAAAAACCGAUGCCACCGGAGCAUUCUCUCAGCGCGUCGUUAGCUCCCUGGGAUUUGUAACAAAAAGCGAAAUUAACUAUAUCGAUUAUUUGGAUGACAAUGGAGAACAGGUGUUUCUAGUAGAACCACCUCAUGAGAAGCUAAAAAUUAUGUGCAAAGUAAUCAACUAAACGUGCAAUAUGGGAACAUUUAUUCCUAAAUAAACAUAACACAUAUGUAUGUGGAGUGGCCGUACUAGUCAUUGACAAUAGAAAUAAAUACAUACCAAUAAGUAUAAUAUUUGGAAUGCGCAGUAUUGCACAUCUUUCGAAGAAUUAGAAUGUUGAGUAAGAAGAAAUAUACCAACCAAGAAGAUGAUAAAUUAGAAUGCUGUGUUAGAAGAAAUACGCAAACCAAAACAUUAAUGAAUGAUUUACUUGAAAGGAGGAGCGGCAUAAAAGACACUUUGACAACUAAAAAAACACAUUAUACAGAGAACUCUUGCUUCUACGAAAUUGAAGCAAUCAUCGUGUAAGUAAGGAUUUCGAGUUAAUGAGCUGAACAUUUUGAAUUAGUAUGAUGAAACCGAUCAGAGUAGUCAGGACUAACAUCAAGUAAGGAAGAGAUUACUGUAUUUAACUUCUAUGUGCAAUGCAAAAAUAUUGCAGUGUCGUUACUCUCAACGCAGUAUAAAAUCAAAAUUACCAAAGAAAAGCUGUGUCGAUUGUUGUUCAAAAUACUAACGGCUUACUUUGAUGUUGACCAACUUAUAAGUGUUCUAAUUUUAUACUAAAGUUUAUGAACUAAAAAACCUUUCCAAAAAUUGUUUUAAUAGUUAUAAUUAUUUCAUAAUGUCGAGCUUUAAGUGUUGAAACCGUUACCAAAACUUAUAUCAAAUGAAAAAUGGAACUGCUAAAACUGUCACAAGUACUAUAAUGAUAUACAAACUACUAUGAACCGACCAAUUUUGAGUGAUCAUAUUGAUUAUAUUAGUAACAUUGAAACAAUUAUGAACCCAGUCCACAAUGGCUCGAAAAUUAAAACCAACCUAAUAAAUAUAUUAUGUAUGAACCAAUUGUAGAACUCAGAGCAUAAAAUAAACGAUAGGGUUACCGAA